AUGUUAGAUUCAACAAUUCAAGUUUAUCCAAUAGUGGCGACAUUUUUGAACCCAGUUCGAGUAAUGGUGAGGCCGACAGUGCAAAAUGUUUUUUUCCCCCAUUUGAUGCUUAUAGCACUGUCGACUGAGGCUUUUCCAUCCCUUACACCAAUUUUUUUUUUUUUUGCUUCUACAGCAGAGCAGAGGGCAGCUUUAGUAGAAUGGUUAAACAGCAUUCUUCCGGAUUUAAGUUUGCCAAUAAAUGCUUCAGACAAGGAAUUACGAGGAUUCUUGGUUGAUGGCACUGUUCUGUGUCGAAUUCUGAACAAACUAAAACCUGGUUCUGUGACUGAGUUUAAUGGUUCUGGUCAUUCUUCAUAUUCACACUUGGAAAAUGUUCAAAAGUUUUUGUCUGCUAUGGACGAAAUGGGGCUGCCGAGAUUCCAAGCAGCGGAUCUGGAAAAGGGAUCUAUGAAAAUUGUGAUGGACUGUCUUUUAACUCUUCAAACGCAAUUUACGCCAAAUGUUGGGAGAUAUAAUAGAAGUGAUGCCAGUAAAAGAUGGAAACUGAUAGGAGAACGUGUAGGCAGUCGUGAGGGUUCUACAAGGGAAGUUCCUUUUCGAUCACUCUCUGUUUCUUCGCCAACUUCUGAAGAGAGGCGAACGGUAGUAUUGUCAGACUCAAAUUUCCAGCGCGCAAAUGCCCCAACUCAGUCACUUUUAAGUGUUGUGAAUAGUAUUCUAGACGAAAGCAUUGAACGGAAGAAUGGGGAAAUACCUCAUCGCGUUGCUUGCCUAUUGAGAAAAGUUGUGCAGGAGAUUGAGCGACGAAUAUCUACUCAAGCAGAGCACCUGAGAACGCAAAACAAUCUUUUUAAGGCUCGUGAGGACAAAUACCAAUCAAGAAUUAGAGUUCUUGAAGCCCUUGCAACAGGGACUGGUGAAGAGACACAGAUAGUUAUGAAUCAGCUCCAGCAUAUUAAGAGUGAGAAGAGCAAGAUAGAAGAGAGAAAGAAAGUCGAGCAGCAAGAUGCAAUAAAAUUGAUGAAAGAGAAGGAUGAUCACAAUAAAGAGAUUGCGGUCUUCAAGCAAGAACUGGAAAUAGCUAGGAAAACAUAUGAACAGAAAUGUUUACAAAUGGACACAGAAUCUACAAGAUCUCACCAAGAGCUUCAGGAGAGGUUGAAGGAAUUUGGGAACCUUCUAACCGAGUCGAGAAAUAAAGUUAGACUACUUGAAGCAUCUUCUGAAUCAAAAUCCGAAUGGUGGAAUAAGAAAGAACACGGUUACCAUAAAUUUACGGAAUUCCAGCUUGGUGCACUACGUGAACUGAGGACGACGUCUCAAUCAAUCCGGCAAGAGGUUGUUAGAAUACAGAAGAGCUAUUCGGAGGAAUUCGCCCAUUUAGGGAUGAGAAUGAAGGCUUUGGAAGAAGCAUCCAAAAGCUAUUAUUCACUUCUUGCUGAAAACCGAAAGCUACAUAAUGAACUUCAAGAACUAAAAGGAAACAUUAGGGUCUAUUGCCGGAUAAGGCCGUUCUUACCUGGGCAGGCAGGGAAACAGUCAAUCAUUGAAUACAUUGGUGAAAAUGGUGAGCUAGUUGUUUUAAAUCCUUCCAAGCAAGGGAAAGAAGGCCAUCGUUCGUUUAAGUUCAACAAAGUGUAUGGUCCAACAGCAACACAAGCGGAGGUUUUUGUGGAUACACAACCCUUGAUACAAUCAGUUUUGGAUGGAUAUAAUGUAUGUAUAUUUGCAUAUGGUCAGACUGGUUCAGGGAAAACCUACACCAUGACUGGUCCUGAUGGAGCAACCGAAAAAGAUUGGGGGGUCAAUUACAGAGCUUUGAACGAUCUUUUCCGCAUCUCAGAAGUUAGGAAGACUACCUAUACAUAUGAAAUUUCUGUCCAAAUGAUAGAAAUAUACAAUGAACAAAUCGUCAACUCGCCCUCUGAUGUGCUGGAACUGAUGGAUAUUGGACUAAAAAAUCGAGCUAGUAGUUCAACUGCCUUAAAUGAAAGAAGCAGUAGAUCACACAGUAUUGUAACCAUUCAUGUCCGUGCCCUGGAUCACAAGAGCGGUUCUUCUUCGCGUGGCAGUCUUCAUUUAGUAGACCUUGCAGGAAGUGAAAGAGUUAACCGUUCUGAGGUAACGGGAGACAGACUGAAAGAGGCACAACAUAUAAACAAAUCUUUAUCUGCCCUUGGAGAUGUCAUCUCGGCAUUGGCACAAAAAAAUGCUCAUGUUCCAUAUAGAAACAGCAAGCUUACUCAAGUCCUUCAAAGUUCAUUAGGUGGCCAUGCAAAGACGCUUAUGUUUGUACAGCUUAAUCCUGAAGUUACUUCGUGCAAUGAAACCAUAAGUACCUUAAAAUUUGCGGAAAGAGUUUCUGGCGUUGAGCUUGGUGCCGCCAAGAGCAGCAAAGAUGGCCGGGAUGUCAGAGAAUUGAUGGAACAGGUUGCAUCUCUUAAGGACACCAUAGCUAAAAAGGACGAGGAGAUCGAGAGGCUGCAGCUGCUAAAAGAUCUCAAAAAUGUGUCCCACUCGAUGAGGUACGGAUCUACUUCUCCAAGCAAAAAUUCCACGGGUGGGACUCCUCAGAGAAGCUUAAAAAUAUUGAAAGGAUUGAAAAAAGCAGCUUCUGAUGAGGAAAACUACUCUGAAGGUAGAGAUAAGCAUUCCAUAAAUAGUUUUCAGAAAGAUUUUCCUCGGCGAUCAAAUACUGCUGGAGAGAAUAUAGGUCGGAAUUUCUCUGCAGAUGCUGAGAUCUUAGGAUACGGCGAUGCAGAUAAUGAAGAGAGGCAUGGUGAUAUAUCUGAUAGUGUUCUUUCUGUGGGAACAGAAAUUGAAGAAUUCAGUCUUUAUCCAGAGGAAGCAAAAAAAGCUGAGAAUACUGAUAAACCUAAAUCAGCAGCUAGAUUUCAACGACCCCUGGUAAAAUCGACGAAGGAUUCUCUCAAGGGACAAACUGAGUUGCGAAAAUCUGCCAGUGGAACGAAUUUAUCGAGCAAGAUUUCAAGAAGAUGGCAAUAA
Messenger RNA from Fraxinus pennsylvanica, 3009 nucleotides. Lineage: Eukaryota; Viridiplantae; Streptophyta; Magnoliopsida; Lamiales; Oleaceae. The record is from the annotation of a GenBank genome assembly.